CGCUCGCCCGCGUCCCGUAGCCAAUGGCACCGCGACGUCCGGUGACUCACGGGGGCGCCCGCGGCCCGACGGGGUAUUAUGAUGCAACGUCCGAGCGAAGGAAGCGGCCAGUGCAUGGUGGAGUGACACGGCGGCGGCGUGCCGUGGCGGAUGUCCUUGGAGGUGACCAGGGCUGUCGCAGAGAUGGUGCUAGCAGAGCUGUAUGUCUCCGACCGCGAGGGCAACGAUGCCACGGGGGAUGGCACCAAGGAGAAGCCGUUUAAAACCGGCCUGAAGGCCUUGAUGACAGUAGGAAAAGAACCGUUUCCUACCAUUUACGUAGAUUCGCAAAAGGAAAAUGAGCGGUGGGACAUCAUUUCUAAAUCACAGAUGAAGAACAUCAAGAAAAUGUGGCACAGGGAGCAAAUGAAGAGUGAAUCGCGGGAAAAGAAGGAGGCAGAAGACAAUCUGCGAAGAGAGAAGAACCUGGAGGAAGCGAAGAAGAUUACCAUUAAAAACGAUCCGAGCCUUCCAGAGCCAAAAUGUGUGAAGAUCCAUUCUCUGGAAGGCUACAGAGGCCAAAGAGUCAAGGUGUUCGGCUGGGUGCACAGGCUGCGCAGGCAAGGAAAGAAUUUGAUGUUUCUGGUGCUGCGGGAUGGUACAGGUUAUCUUCAGUGUGUCUUGUCUGAUGAUUUGUGUCAAUGUUACAAUGGGGUGGUCCUGGCCACGGAGAGCAGCGUGGCAGUAUAUGGAACGCUGAAUCUCACCCCCAAGGGCAAGCAGGCUCCGGGGGGUCACGAGCUGAGCUGUGACUUCUGGGAACUGCUGGGCCUGGCCCCCGCCGGUGGCGCCGAUAACUUGAUCAACGAGGAGUCUGACGUGGACGUCCAGCUCAACAACAGGCACAUGAUGAUCCGGGGGGAGAACAUGUCCAAGAUCCUCCGGGCACGCUCCGUGGUCACGCGCUGCUUCCGCGACCACUUCUUCGACAGGGGCUACUGUGAGGUCACGCCGCCCACGCUGGUGCAGACGCAGGUGGAGGGGGGCGCGACGCUCUUCAAGCUGGACUACUUCGGGGAGGAGGCGUUCCUGACCCAGUCCUCGCAGCUCUACCUGGAGACCUGCCUGCCCGCACUGGGGGAUGUGUUCUGCAUCGCACAGUCCUACCGCGCCGAGCAGUCCCGCACGCGGAGGCACCUGGCUGAGUACACGCACGUGGAGGCCGAGUGCCCCUUCCUCACCUUCGAGGACCUCCUGAGCCGGCUGGAGGACUUGGUGUGUGACGUGGUGGACCGAGUGCUGAAGUCGCCCGCGGCCAGCAUUGUCUACGACCUCAACCCGAACUUCAAGCCCCCCAAACGGCCUUUCAAGCGGAUGAACUAUUCAGAUGCCAUCGUGUGGCUGAAAGAGCACAACAUUAAGAAAGAGGACGGGACAUUCUAUGAGUUCGGCGAGGAUAUCCCGGAAGCGCCCGAGAGACUGAUGACAGACACCAUUAAUGAGCCCAUCCUGCUGUGCCGCUUCCCCGUGGAGAUCAAGUCCUUCUACAUGCAGCGAUGCCCUGAGGACGCCCGCCUGACGGAGUCUGUGGACGUGUUGAUGCCCAAUGUCGGCGAGAUCGUGGGAGGCUCGAUGCGUAUCUGGGGUAGCGAAGAAAUUCUGGCAGGUUAUAAACGGGAAGGAAUCGACCCCACGCCCUAUUACUGGUAUACCGAUCAGAGAAAAUACGGCACGUGUCCCCACGGAGGAUAUGGCUUGGGCUUAGAGCGAUUCUUGACCUGGAUUCUGAAUAGGUAUCACAUCCGAGAUGUGUGCUUAUACCCUCGAUUUGUCCAGCGCUGCAAGCCCUGACCGUUGUCCCCCCCCCCGCUCCGGAGCGUUUGGGAAUAUGUGCAAGAAGGGAGCAGUUCACCUCUGUGACACAGAAAAGACCCUGGUGUUUGCCCCCCCCCUCCCACCUCUGGGGCAUGUCCAUUUCUGCCUGCUGGUUCUGCACCACAGAAGCCGUCCCGGUGACCUGACUGACCAAGGGCAUUGAUGUUUUCUGUUUGCGAAACAAGAUUCAUUAACACGAUUUGGGGAACACAUUCACGAAUACAUUUGAGCAUUUUAUCCAAUGAUAGGUUAUCAACUCGGUGUCCUGUGUACCAUAUUUGAUUAAACAGUUUUCAUUACGAUCUAAGACAUUCUAUAAUGUUAUCUGUCCUUUGGUGUGCAACUGGAAUUCUUUAUAUCAUUGGAUUGUAUUGAUGAGUUAGACAUCUUAGCGGGAAAUUGGCACUGUGGUGUAAAAAUCUGCUAAUGUUUGAACAUUGUAAUUUAACAGUAGAUAGCGGGAUCUAGUGACUAGUCCUUUGUGUUAGAUUAAUCUUUUAAAAAUCUGUCUAGCUGCUUUUAAUUCUCAGGUGUCCGAAUUGGCCUGGAAGGAUCUAUAAAAAUGAAAUUGCCUUAUUUGAAGUAAGAGCAAUUCCAUUUUGAGCAGGGGAAGUUGUGGGGUGCUGUGGUCAGCGGCGUAUUUCCUAGCAUCCGUUCAACGAACGCGGCGGGCUGAUCCUUCUAGCUCCUAAAUAAUUAAGAAUAAAUAAGUUCUAAGACAAGUGGCAGCUGACAUAAUGAUGGCUGCGACAUUUGAGUCAUCCCUUCCCUGUCCUCAGACUUCAUCUGUGCUCCCUGAUUAACUCUCAGCAGGCUCAUUGAAUGACUUCGUUUAGAUUUGGUUAAUUUCUCCCCAAAAUGCAUGCCGUGUAUUCUCAGUAGGCUGUAUUCCCAGCAAUCAAUAAACGCACAGGCGGAAAACUC
Molecule: messenger RNA, 2778 nt
Organism: Sorex fumeus (smoky shrew)
Lineage: Eukaryota; Metazoa; Chordata; Mammalia; Eulipotyphla; Soricidae
Gene: NARS1
Product: asparaginyl-tRNA synthetase 1
Exons: 15
Coding region: 151-1830 (559 amino acids)
Biological process (GO): asparaginyl-tRNA aminoacylation
Cellular component (GO): cytoplasm
Molecular function (GO): asparagine-tRNA ligase activity; ATP binding; nucleic acid binding
Source: RefSeq, a predicted model, not a curated record